Molecule: messenger RNA, 1464 nt
Organism: Sus scrofa (pig)
Lineage: Eukaryota; Metazoa; Chordata; Mammalia; Artiodactyla; Suidae
Gene: ASPHD1
Product: aspartate beta-hydroxylase domain containing 1
Cellular component (GO): membrane
Source: RefSeq, a predicted model, not a curated record
AGGAAACUACUGGGAGGAGAAAGUAGAGGAGAAAAGGGGCAAAAGAGAAAGAGGAAAGAGUUGGAAGGAGAAGGAAGAGAUAGGAGGGGCGAGGACAGAGAGAAAGGGAAGGAGGGUUAAGGGGUACAUGAAGGAAGGGAGAAAGAGGGAGCUACAAGGUGGAGAGAGGCCCUCAGAAGGAGAGAGAAGCAGGUGGGAAUGUGGAAGGGAAACAGCCUAGCGGGUCACCAGGGAGCAGCCGUGGAGGGAACCGGUGGAGAACUGGGGGGACAGGGGAACUGGGGUCUGGAAGAUGCCCCAGGUCUCUUGGCCAGGGCCUCUCUGCCCCUCAUGCCCACAUGGCCACUGCCUCUGGCCUCCUCUGCCCUCACCCUGCUCCUUGGCGCCCUCACUUCCCUGUUUCUCUGGUACUGCUACCGCCUGGGCUCCCAAGACUUGCAGGCCCUGGAGGCUGGGAGUCAGGCUAGGGCUGGCAGUGGUGGGCCUGGGGGGUGCUCUGAAGGUGGCAGGCCAAGCCCAGGGAGCUCUGGGGAGUCUGGGGAAGGACACAGGACAGAAGGCCUAGUGAGCCGUCGCCUUCGGGCCUACGCCAGGCGCUACUCUUGGGCUGGGAUGGGUAGGGUGAGGCGGGCGGCUCAGGGGGGCCCAGGCCCUGGGGGAGGGCCAGGGGUCCUGGGCAUUCAGCGCCCAGGCCUGCUUUUCCUGCCAGACCUGCUCAGCCCCUUUGUGCCACGGGAUGCCCAGCGGCAUGACGUGGAGCUCCUGGAGAGCAGCUUCCCUGCCAUUUUGCGGGACUUUGGGGCUGUGAGCUGGGACUUCUCAGGGACUACCCCUCUGCCUCGGGGCUGGUCCCCACCACUGGCCCCUGGGUGCUACCAGCUCCUGCUGUACCAAGCAGGCCGGUGCCAACCCAGCAACUGCCGCCGGUGCCCUGGGGCCUAUCGGGCACUGAGGGGGCUGCGAAGCUUUAUGAGUGCCAACACCUUCGGCAAUGCUGGCUUUUCUGUCCUCCUGCCUGGGGCCCGGCUUGAGGGCCGCUGUGGGCCCACCAAUGCCCGGGUCAGAUGCCAUCUGGGCCUGAAGAUUCCCCCUGGCUGUGAGCUGGUGGUUGGGGGUGAGCCCCAGUGCUGGGCUGAGGGACACUGCCUGCUGGUGGACGACUCCUUCCUGCACACGGUGGCUCAUAAUGGCUCUCCGGAAGAUGGGCCUCGAGUGGUCUUCAUCGUGGACCUCUGGCAUCCCAAUGUGGCUGGGGCGGAACGCCAGGCCCUUGACUUUGUCUUCGCACCAGACCCCUGAGGGAAGGUGUUCCCCUUCAGACACCUAGACUGGCGAGAGGCUGCACUCGGGGACGGCUUGAGUGGGAGCCAGGACCACCUCUCCAUUGCACGGGGUGGGGGUGGGGGGCUGAGGGUGGGAACUGGCCAGUGAACGCUGAAAUACAGAUUUUAAACCUUCUCCUCA